GCAUUUCGCAUGAAGAAUAGCUAGCCGCGGGCGAAAAACUGUUUACAACUUUCUUCGACAUAUCUAUAAUUAGGUACUUCAGCUGACAGUGCUUGAUUGGGUGUGCAGUCAGUAUGUUCAUUUCGGUGGUAAUUUUUGUGGUGGUUUGCUUUUGCGGGGUGUCAGCCCAAGAUUAUAGAUGCCCCCAACGUACGGGUUUUUUUCCCGACCCUGAGCAGUGUGAUUUAUACUACGUGUGUUCGAAAGGACACGCUGAGCCUAAACUGUGUCCGGAUGGUUUGGUUUUUGAAGACACCGAUCCUAAUCACGAAAGAUGCGAUAUUCCCGCCAAUAUUGAUUGCGGUGAUCGUCAAGCACUACAACAAGCGAAACCAAGUAAAGGUUGUCCGCGCGCGAAUGGUUACUAUAGGCAUGAUAAUCCAUUAGCCUGUGACAAAUUUUACAAUUGCGUUAAUGGAAUUCCUCAUGAACUUCCGUGUCCGCCUGGAUUAAUUUAUGACGACGUGCGAAGUACGUGCGCAUGGCCACAUGAGGGUCACAGAAAAGACUGCAGCAAACCAAAGAAAGACGUUCUUGAUGAUGGAUUUAUUUGUCCCGAUGGUCCCGUACCAGGCCCAAAUGGAAGACCAUUACCUCACCCGACGUUUGCACAUCCCGACGACUGUCAAAAGUUUUACAUCUGUAGGAAUGGCAUUCAACCACAAAAAGGAUCUUGCUCGGUCGGUACCGUUUACAAUGAAGAUACUUUCACCUGUGAUGACCCUGACAAUGUACCCGGAUGUGAAAAAUACUACGAAGGAAGAAAGGUUUAAUUACACGUUACACAACGUUUUCUAAUUACUUAAUAUGUGUGUUAGAUUAAUUGUAUUUGAAAAAUAAAGUUCUUUGAUUAUUUA
Molecule: messenger RNA, 896 nt
Organism: Photinus pyralis (common eastern firefly)
Lineage: Eukaryota; Metazoa; Arthropoda; Insecta; Coleoptera; Lampyridae
Gene: Cpap3-a2
Product: protein obstructor-E-like
Exons: 5
Coding region: 114-812 (232 amino acids)
Cellular component (GO): extracellular region
Molecular function (GO): chitin binding
Source: RefSeq, a predicted model, not a curated record